Molecule: messenger RNA, 3714 nt
Organism: Sinocyclocheilus anshuiensis
Lineage: Eukaryota; Metazoa; Chordata; Actinopteri; Cypriniformes; Cyprinidae
Product: actin-binding LIM protein 3-like
Exons: 22
Coding region: 524-2275 (583 amino acids)
Biological process (GO): cilium assembly; lamellipodium assembly; cytoskeleton organization
Cellular component (GO): actin cytoskeleton; stress fiber
Molecular function (GO): actin filament binding
Source: RefSeq, a predicted model, not a curated record
AUUAUAAUCAACGAGUCCGCUUCCAGCGCUGCGCGCGUGCAGAGUAGAUGUGUUGUGAGGAAACACGCUGCUCUGUCCACUGCCUGACGUCACCCCGGCGAGCGCUUCCAUAGAUGCGAGCGCGAGAGUACAGUGACAGCGCCUCGUCCACUGUACGCAACACUGAGCGCGGCUCAGCUCUAUCUCAGGCUCUACGCGAGAAACGGCAGCAGAUCAUGGAAUGUGACUAGGCAACAUCCCGCGUUAUUUGAGGCCGGUCGUCCGCCCAGCACUCACGGGGUGCAGUACUUUAAACCCACCUUUACCAUUAUUUUAAUCAAGUGAUCACUGCCCUCCUGUGAUUCGGGGAUAACGUUGGAAGCUUUAUAAUUUGUAUUAAUUAUUCCUCGAGUUUCUAUUCCACUCUAACGGUUCGACUCAGACUUCAAGCUGAGGCUCAAUAACUGGAUUUUAUCGGUGGAACAAAAGGCGACUGCUGCUGUCUGGAUAUUAAAUUUUACUCUUGGAUUAUUGUCUCAGCAUCAUGAGCACGAGUGUACCCUAUCAGCAAAGCUCAUGCAGCAGUGAACGGAGCUCCGGACCAAUCCACUGCUUUCGCUGCCGGGAGGUGUGCAGAGGAGAGGUGGUACGAGUGCAGCAUGCGCACUUCCACAUCAAAUGCUUCACCUGCCAAGUGUGUGGCUGUGAUUUGGCACAUUCUGGAUUCUUCCAGAAGAGUGGUGAGUACAUCUGCACAGCAGACUACCAGCGCCUGUACGGCACAAAGUGUGACAGCUGUGGGGACUUUAUCUCAGGGGAGGUGGUCUCUGCUCUGGGCCGCACAUAUCAUCCACAGUGUUUCGUCUGCAGCGUGUGCAGGAAACCUUUUCCAAUUGGGGACAGAGUGACGUUCAGUGGUAAAGAAUGUGUCUGUCAGCACUGUUCCCUCAAGCUGGUUAAUUCCAAUGAGCCAAUCAAAAUCCAUGGGCCCAGCCACUGUGCAGGUUGUAAGGAGGAGAUCAAACAGGGUCAAUCUCUGCUGGCAUUAGAGAAACAGUGGCACGUCAGCUGCUUCAGGUGUCAGACCUGCGGCCUGGUCCUGACGGGAGAGUACAUCAGCAAACCACCUGCUGGAGGGAAGCACUACCACCCCACUUGUGCUCGCUGUGCCAGGUGUAAGAUGACGUUUAUAGAAGGAGAGGAGAUGUAUCUCACAGGUUCAGAGGUGUGGCAUCCUGUGUGUAAACAAGCAUCUCGAGCAGAGAGGAAACUGAGACUCAGACGCACAUCAGAAACCUCCAUCUCUCCGCCAGGCUCUAGCAUUAGUUCACCCAGCAGAGUCAUCUGUGCAAAAAUGGAGAACGAGAUCCUUGAUUACAAAGACUUGGCGGCGCUACCUAAGGUUAAAGCCAUUUAUGAAGUGCAGAGGCCAGACUUCUGGUCCAAUGAGCCCAGUCACAGAUACUGCUCCGAUGACAGGCUAGAGCGUCUCAGCUUUGGGGAGUCUUUGGGCACACUCUCCCCUUAUUCUCAGGACAUGUAUGACAGUAUGGACAUGAGGAUGAGAAGAUCCUCCAGUCCGGGGUACAUAGACUCCCCCACCUACAGCAGACAGGGCAUGUCUCCCAUCAUGCCCCGCUCUCCACAGCACUACUACAGAUACGGCACUGAGAGUGGCAGAAGUUCACCCUAUUACAAUCAGCUAGAUGCCCGGUCCAGCACGCCCACCACAAACCAAGCUCCCAAGCAUUUCCAUGUGCCAGCCACAGGGGAGCCCAACAUCUACAGGAAGCCUCCCAUCUAUAAGAGACAUGCAACCAAGAGCAAGACAAGUGAGGACAUUGUCCAAUCUUCCAAAUUCCCAUCAGCCUACUCGCCUGAACACUACCAGCACUCAGAGUCUGAUUACUACCAUUACACCAGCUCUCCUAAAUGUAAGAUCACAGCUCCUCGGACAAACUUUGCAGCGGAGAAUGACUACAUAUCCAAGUCAGCCUCUUUGCCCGGAUAUGGCAGGAAUGGAUUGCACAGGCCACAAAGUGCAGACUACUAUCAGUAUGACAGUGGUAGUGAAGUCACCUGGGGAAUCAGAGAGUACAAGAUCUACCCAUAUGAAGCACUUAUUGUGACCACUAGGGGGCGUAAUAAGUUGCCAAAGGAUGUAGACCGGGCCAGAUUGGAGCGGCAUCUUUCCCCUGAGGAGUUCUAUCAGGUGUUUGGGAUGACAAUGGUGGAGUUUGACCGUCUGGCACUGUGGAAGAAGAACGAGAUGAAGAAACAAGCCCGGCUGUUCUAACAUUUCUGUCCCACAUACACAAAGAGACCUGAAUACCUGUUCCAGUCUAACUAAACAAACACAUCCUCAGACACAUAGUCAUGCCUGGUCUGUACCUAGAAAUUGUGCAACUGUUCUUUGUGACAGAUGCAUAUAAAUGAUCAGACAGGCUAGAAUAAUUGACAAAGAAAGACAGAAAUAAAUAACAUAAACAGAAUGGUGGGAACAUUUUAGUUUUACUUGAGUGUAAAGUGGUUCUUGGACACAUUUUAUUUUGUUUCUGAAUGACAAAACUAAGGAAUCAGGAAUUGUAAGGAUUUUGAAUUUUGCCUUAUGUUCUCUAUUAAUUUAUCCACCAGCAAAGUGAGUGAAGAGAAUGUAAAUAUGAUUAAUACAACUAUAAUGAGAGUGGAUGAAUCAUUCGACAUCAUCCAUCAAGUACAUUAUUAAGUAAUAUUUAAUUUUAAAGGUUAUAAAAUUAUAUUUUCAGUCCUUUUAUUUCACUAUUAUACAAGGACUACAUAAGCUUAGGUGGACUGAAAUAAGCGCUGAUUUUCUUGACAAUGAAUACCAAAGUCUGACUGUUAUUUGUGAAGUUAGCAGAUGAAAUUGAGCACUACGGUGCUGUACUUUGUUCAGGUCAUUUCAAAGGAGUAAUGCAUACUGAAUGUACACUUUUCUCACAAGAAGACUUUAGGAUUAUUAGACUAAUAUUGAUGAAACACACAUUGUAUAUUGUGAUGGUAGAAAUACAUAUGGCUUGUGUCUAAUACAGAUGAUGAAGACAAAACAGAUACUAGGAAAGAAUUAAGGUGCAAUGCUUUUCUUUCUUUCGUUUUCUUUUUUUCUGAGAUGUUAUGCUCUUAACAAAAGAGAUCUGUUGGUAAGGUUAGACCAGAUUACUUUCAUCACUACUGUUAGGAUGGAUCAGGAAAUGCUGUGAUACCUUAAAGUGGGUUUAAUAUAUUUUUGGGUCAUGCCAGGGCGAUUAUGUCACCUGAUUUGGUAAUGAAAUAAAUGCAGAGGGAGUAAACAUGAAUUGUAUGGCCAAUAAUAGGGAUAACAUGUUCACACUCAUAUUAUUUGAUGAAAAACACAUUAUCACACCAUUGAAGCAAGUGACAAAUAACAAGCUGUAACCCUGAUUAGGACCUAACAGUAACUGUGGGGUCUUUCAUGCCAAGGGAUACUGAUACUUAGUUUUUGUAACUCACUGACAAACAGGUGAAACCAUCAUGUUUUCUGCCUUUGUGUAUAGUGUUUACAAUCUGUUUGCCCAAUAGAUUGUUAUGAAGUGUUCUAUUACUUUCAUAGUGAAGGAAGAGAGCUAGAGUAUAACCAUAUUUUUGAGUCUCUCUUUUUUAAUCACAACUGCUACUUUACUAACUUUAUUUACCCGUCAGUUUCAACAGACUAUGUACAUCUUCUAUUGCAAUUAAAGAUUGAUUUCUUCUGUAAAA